AGAGGGCAUGUGACGUCAGCGCGCAGCCGCCACAGCAGGCAUUUAAACCGUGAGUGUGCGAAGCUGCCAGGACUGAAAGUUUCUCCUCCAGCGGGAGCGGCAGCACCUCCACCUCCAGCCCACUCUUCAUCACCUCCUCUCUCACCUUCCUCUUCGUCACCAUGUCCUCACGCAACAGCGGCGCGCGGUUCGACGAGGCCCGCAGGGUGGCGAUCUUCGGCGGCACGCACGGCAACGAGAUGUCCGGCGUGACGCUGGUGAACCUGUGGGUGAAGAACGGCGCCGAGAUCCAGAGGAAGAGGGUGGACGCCAAAGCCUUCAUCACCAACCCGCGGGCCGUGGAGAAGUGCACCCGGUACGUGGACGUGGACCUGAACCGAGCCUUCACCCCGGAGAACCUCAGUGCCCCAGAAGGAGGUGACUUGCCCUAUGAGGUGCAGAGAGCCCAGGAGAUCAACAGGAUAUUCGGACCCAAAGGAAGCCCGGAGGCCUACGAUGUCAUCUUUGACCUCCACAACACAACAUCCAACAUGGGCUGCACCCUGAUCCUGGAAAGCUCCAAAGACCACUUCAAUCUGCAGAUGAUGAACUACAUCAAGAAAGCCAUCGCUCCAGCGAGUUGUCUUGUUCUGCUGAAUGAACAUCCUCUUCUAAAGUAUUCCACUUCACGCUCUGUGGCCAAGCACCCUGUUGGUCUGGAGGUGGGUCCUCAGCCUCAAGGUGUAUUGAGGAGUAACAUCUUUGAAGCUAUGAGGGUGAUACUGAAACAUGCCCUGGACUUCAUCGAACUGUUUAAUGAAGGAAUGGAGUUCCCUCCCUGCACGGUGGAAGUUUUUCGGGUCUUAGAGAGGAUUGACUACCCCAGAGAUGCCAACGGGAACAUCAUUGCCAUGGUGCAUCCCAAUCUGCAGGACGGUGACUGGGAGCCGCUGAACGCCGGUGACCCGAUGUUCCAGACGUUUGACGGGAAGACCAUCCACUACCAGGGCUCCGGCACCGUCUAUCCCACUUUUAUUAACGAAGCAGCCUAUUAUGAAAAACAGCAGGCUUUUGUGACCACCAGACGAGAAACCUUGGUAUCAAGUGCCACCAGAAAAGCAUGAAAACUGCUUUGUGCGGCUGACAAUGCUGGUGAACACAUGUGGUACAUCUGACAGACUUUUCCUCACUUAAUGACUAGAUGCCAACGUUUACGCACUGAUUUCAUUUCUUUAUGCAUUUACUAUCAUAAAAAAACAUUAACUAUGCAAAGAGAACCUGUGGAGGCUUUGCUAAGAGUCACUGUGAACGUCUUUGAUCUGAAGACUGGUGUAUUGUUGUGGUUAGUAUUUAUGAUACGGUUCUUAUUUACAUUACAUCAGCUACGUUUUGUAUGAUAUUAAAGACCAGGUCUAAUCACCGAUGGAUUAUGAAUCUUUACACAACACUUUAUAAGUUUCCUACUACUGCUCAGGAAGGCCAACAAGGAUCAUAACCUGCAACCUUUGACCCAAAACUGUCUUGUUUGUCUUCUUCUGAAAAUAUAUUUGUAACAUCUGUCGAAGGGUGUUUGUGGCCUUUGAUGAAACCUACCUGUAACUCUAGUGGUUGCAUCUGUGGUGCUGUCCUAUCACUGCCUUAAUGGAGAUUUCUGAGAAAAUUGCACAACAAAUUAAGAGUGGAAUUUGUAGAUUAUACUUGUUGGAUAACAAAAAUAUACUUUUGAUAAGAAACGGUAUAUGUCCUGUUCCUCUAUACAUAAUGGGAUGCAGUUUUAAAUGUGUUUUAUAGUAAUAUAUUUGUGUGUAAUUUGAUAUACUUGUACUGUAUAUUUGUUUUAAGUGAUGUAUAGACUCGUUGAAUCGUGGUAUGCAUAUGUACUUUCUAAUGUCUUAACGUCAUUGUUGUCUCAAAGUGUGUCGCUGUUGUCUUUACAGUAAUUCAUUUUCAUCAGCAAUACUUUUUGGUAGCACAAUUUAUAUGAUUAGUCCACCUCACUGUCCUUUGAAAUCCUGUGGAAAUGAUCAGAUCAAUAAAUAUAGUACUGUGCUA
This is a messenger RNA of Limanda limanda (common dab), 2031 nucleotides long. RefSeq names its product aspartoacylase (gene aspa). The record is from RefSeq and is a predicted model, not a curated record. Gene Ontology annotation, molecular function: hydrolase activity, acting on ester bonds; hydrolase activity, acting on carbon-nitrogen (but not peptide) bonds, in linear amides. NCBI's taxonomy places the organism in Eukaryota, Metazoa, Chordata, Actinopteri, Pleuronectiformes, Pleuronectidae. The coding region runs from base 162 to 1103 and encodes 313 amino acids. The transcript is spliced from 6 exons.